This is a messenger RNA of Apus apus (common swift), 3443 nucleotides long. Its product is annotated as arrestin domain-containing protein 4. Bases 112 to 819 code for a protein of 235 amino acids. Lineage: Eukaryota; Metazoa; Chordata; Aves; Apodiformes; Apodidae. The record is from RefSeq and is a predicted model, not a curated record. Gene Ontology annotation, molecular function: ubiquitin-like ligase-substrate adaptor activity. The transcript is spliced from 6 exons. Gene Ontology annotation, cellular component: cytoplasm; plasma membrane. Gene Ontology annotation, biological process: protein transport.
UGGAGCAUGAAGACAGAAGCAUCUUCAGAUACUGAAUAGACCAUAGGUUACUGCACAAGAGGAGAGGGCUGUGGGACAUAUCAAACACCUGUUCUAAGAAGUCAGGAGAAGAUGGUUGGCUGUUGGUUUUUCACCUCUGGGCCAGUGUCUCUCAGUGCCAAAAUUGAGAGGAAGGGAUACUGUAAUGGGGAAGCCAUCCCAAUCUAUGCAGAAAUUGAGAACUGCUCUUCUCGUUUGAUUGUUCCAAAAGCUGCCAUUUUCCAAACACAAACUUACUUGGCCAGUGGGAAGACAAAAACUUUCCGUCAGAUGGUUGCCAAUGUCCGAGGAAACCAUAUUGCCUCUGGGAGUACAGAUACCUGGAAUGGGAAAACUCUGAAAAUCCCACCUGUAUCCCCCUCUAUACUUGACUGCUGCAUUAUUAGAGUAGAAUAUUCAUUAGCUGUUUAUAUCCAUAUUCCUGGUGCUAAGAAAUUGAUGAUUGAAAUGCCUCUGGUGAUUGGCACUAUUCCAUGUAUUGGAUUUUCAAGCAGAAACUCCAGCAUUACCAGCCAGUUUAGUAUGGAUAUGAGUUGGCUGGCACUGACCAUGCCUGAACACCCUGAAGCACCACCAAAUUAUGCUGAUGUAGUGUCUGAGGAAGAGUUCUCCAGACACGUUCCUGCUUAUCCACCACCAAUUGACUGUGAGGAACAAUUGUGUUGUCCUGUCUUUGCUUACAUACAAGAGUUCCGGUUUCAGCCUCCACCUCUUUAUUCAGAGAUCGAUCCACAUCCAACUGACGUAGAAGAAAUUCAGCCUGUUUCAUUCAUGCUCUGAAGAGGAUUUGUAAUGAGCAUCGUUGUGAUGAAUGUCUUAAUCUUUUUGCUGCUUAAGCUGAUAGUGCAGCUAAAAAGGAAACCAUUUUCUUGUUCAAAACUUAAGUUUCUGUCCAAGAAAGGCAAAAGAAAAUGGAGAGGGAGGUAUGAGCACGUUUGGUGAUGGAAGAGAAUCUGCUGGAUUAGUCUGCACAGAGGAUAUUGUGGGAGCAGCUAUGCUUGGGGUACUUGAGAAGUACCUGAAAAUCAUGAAUGCUUUCUAAAAAGUGGAUAUACUACAUAAAGUACAAGGAGAUGUAAGGAUCUUCUGAAAAGAAAAGAAUUUAUAUUUUGUUUGGAACACUCUGGAAGAAUUUAUGUAAUUAUGUUGAUGUUGUGAACGUCUGUAGAACUUGCAUAGUAGAACAGAAUAUGGGGAAAGAAAACAUUUCCAAAAGAUUUCAGUGUUCAAGGAGCUUCAGUUUUGCACUGUCUGCAUCCAAGAAAGGAACACUACGAAAAUGGGGAGUGAAGUCUUCACUCCAGCUGAAGUUUGUAUUUCAUGAGAAACCUGCCCUUCUAACGACUGCCAAGUGGAACUGUUUCAUCAUUCACAUGAUUCUAGAGACAUCGUGGAUGACAGAACAGCUGUUACACAAUAGUGGGAAGGCAACCAUUGACUGAAUGGAAGAUACAAGUAUGUAAAAGAAAAGAGAACUUUGUUAAGAGCUUAUGCACUACGCUUUCUUUCAAGGGAUUUCUUAAGGGAAUUAUUGUAGCCUCUUCUACUGUGAGUUCUUUUUCUGCAUCUUAAGCCUAUGGAUAGCAUAAUGAGGGGAAGCAUGGCAAGGGAGAAUCCUUUUGCCAACAGCAGGUGUACUUAGCAAAAUGGACAAUACUUAUUUAUUCAGAAGCCUUUAUAAGCCUACCUCUGUUUUGGAUAUUUACUUAAGGUCAGAUUUGAGACCAAAAAAGAGUCUUGUUAAAGCUCCAGUAUACUUCAAGGUUCUAAAAGGAAGCCAAAAUGGUUUCUGUGGUUAGAGAAUGAGAUAGGAGGCGUAGGGAGAGGUGUAAAUAUACCCAGAAUAGACAUAGCUUAUAACUGAAGUGAAAGCAAACACCAGGGGAACAAAAAAACCCUCUCAUAAUGGCACAAAGCUUUUCCUGCAUUUUUGUCUAGAGAUCUAUUGUCAGGAGCUGCACUGGUCAUUUGCUGUCUAUACUAUUUUUUUUUGUUGUUAGUGUGUUCCCUUGUUUGUUUCUCCUGUUUUGUUUUGGUGCAAUAUUUUCAUGUUUUCUUCCUCAGGUCAUUUAGAACAGUGAGUUUGUUGCUGCUAAGAGUGAAGGCACAACAUUUAACUUGGCCCUUCUGUUGCCUUCCUUUAAAGUAGAAUGUUUGCUUCCUGCCAAGCAUCCAGUGAACAAGCCACCAUCAAGGGAUCACUGAACAGAGCAGAAACACAGCAUUGUCAAUGUGCACGUUUACAGUCCAGUCUUUAAACUACAGGGAAUUUAGAACUACUAGAACUACUCCAUAUGUCUUAGGGAAGGGUUUGGGGUUAAAACCCGGUGCUUCAUGUGGUAAAACAUUGUACUUUCUGAUAACUACAAGUAUAGUAAUCGAGUUUCCUUCAUUUCAUCAAUAACUGCAGUUUUAAAAAGUUUAAAUUGUUUUUUAUUAAAUCUGUCUUCAUCUAAAAAGCAGGGAUUUUUCUACAGGCAUACAUGGAUUUAUAUUUUUAGUGGUCUUCUAGUAUGACUUCCUUCCAUUGUCUGAUUUCUAGCACUUCACCUCAAGCCACUUUGACAUCAGUGUAAAAGACAUACUGAUUGAGAUUCCCCUUACAAACUGCAGUUAUUUUUUUCAUUUGCAACUUUAAGUAUUGUCUUCUGUAGCAAAUGCAGCUUUAACCAAAAUUUGAGUGCAUGUUUUAGAAUGGACAUCCUAAAAAAUAGUACUUACCUAAGUCUCCAGAUGUAGCUCUCAUGCCUUUUGCCUGUACCACCAAUGCAGGAUUUUCAUUCACAUCACCUGGAAAGGGAUCAAGCAUAUUUUCCUUAAACAGAUACCAUUAUAGAUACUUGAAAAGAAACAUGACUGUGUAUUAACUUGCAUGUUAAUAACUCAAAAUAUUAGCUUAAAGAACAUUAGGUGCUUUUUUGGACCCUAGUACCCAAUAGGUGAUGUGUGCUGCCUGGUAUAAACAUGGUUAAGCAAACAAGAGCAUGAAGGGUAAAGUGCAUUUGUUUUUGUUUUGUUGUUUUUUUCUUAAAGUCUUUGAGUUAUUUUUUUAUUAUUAUUAUUUGCAGAUAAACUGUGGCCUUAGAUUGUUUGCUGCAAAAAAAGACAACUACAAUGUGCUUCUUAGAAAGCACACGUGGCCCUUCAAAGGAGGGGUGAAAACAAGAUUAAAUUCUGCUCUCUGACACUUGGCUUAGUGCAGAAAUUGAUCCUUAAAAUAAUUACUGUUUGCACAAUAAUAAGUUCAAUAUGCAGGGGCUUUGUUUUGAUAACUGUGAAACAGUUUAAAAGAGACAAAAUAAAAAUUAAAAAAAAACAUGCUGUUUAACACACAAGAACAUGAUUGUAUUUUGUACUAAUGAAUGAGCCCCAUGGGUUCUUUGUUAAUAAAAGUGUCAAAACUA